This is a messenger RNA of Trematosphaeria pertusa, 1399 nucleotides long. RefSeq lists its product as uncharacterized. The coding region runs from base 1 to 1242 and encodes 413 amino acids. The transcript has 3 exons. The record is from RefSeq and is a predicted model, not a curated record. NCBI's taxonomy places the organism in Eukaryota, Fungi, Ascomycota, Dothideomycetes, Pleosporales, Trematosphaeriaceae.
AUGGCGCCCAAUCUUCCGGGGUUGCCAGCGGAGAUCCUACUGGUCAUCAAGACAGAAUGCCCGCGAGGGGGAAAUCCGCGGUAUUACGAGAAGCCGCUCUUCGAGAACCUCCGAGCAACAUGCAGGGAGCUUCACGGCAAACUCACUCCAUUCUACGGGGCACGAUACCUCAGGGAGAUGACCAAGAUAUCGACCCUGACUCGGCACCUUCGGACUGCGAUUAAAAAUUCCUGGUAUGACAGCGACGAAUCGUACUCCCUCCUGUACGGCACCCGACUUUCUUUCAAUGAGACGGUCCUAGAUACCUUAUGGGAUGGUACAUGCGGAAACAUACUUGGGCAGGCCUUAUCUGGGCUGCCGAAUCUCAAAGAGUUCUUAAUCCAACGGCCGGAUUUCGAUCACAACAUACGUUCCAACAAGUUCGAUCGCCUCAAGGAACAUUGGUCCGUCGCCUUGAAGACACUGUUCUCGGUAGCGCUAGCCAAAGGUCGUGCUUUGGAGACCCUAGCGUUUUGUGAACGUGGUGCGGAUGUUCCAUCCCACGCAUCAAUGCUCAACUACCUCGCGAUCUUCAUGAAACAUCCCCCUCACUUGAAGAAGUUACACUUCAACAUAUCAGUGGAAGAAGAUGAAGUGACCUUCCCUGGGUACAUCCGCACCAUCAACAAUCUCUCCAAUGCCUCCCCCGUCCUCAACGAUUUCGGAAUAGGGCUCAGAUGCACGGCCACCAGCUGCUGCUGGGGGAUAAGUCCGCCCCCCAAAUCCUACCUCUUCUUCAAACAAUUGAGCCCGACGAUACGUCCGAAAUCUCUUCGGCGCCUUGCUUUGUCCCAUCUCACCACGCGUAGGAAGUAUCUCGCCACGCUGAUGCGAGCGUGCAAGGAUACACUCAAAGCACUCACGCUCAACUGGGUCACAUGGCGCUCCUGCGAUGAACGCGUACUCGAAUUCCUCCGAGACGAACUCCACCUAAAUGAGGUUGUCCUGAGAUGCUUAAAUUCGGAGUUCGAAGGCAUCUAUUCCCAUCACGUCAAUUAUGAGCGCCCACAAUGUGGCACUCAUGGUGUCUCUUCCAGGCUCGAUGAUGAAGAAUGGCUCAUGGUGACGCAGAAACGUUCGCCGCGCCACGAGAUCAUUCUCAAAGCGGAAGAGGGUAACGACAUCACGUAUUGGCUCACUCAGGUCGACGAGAAGUCUGGUUCCGGUGACAAAUGGACAUGGAAUGAUCUCAGCUGGGACUAGACAACGGUUACGAAUCCUUCACGGUUCUCCUCGCUCGCAGUAGGCUAGGCCAGUAGUGUCCUGGUCUAAAAUGUCAGUGUAUAUUAGGACUUCGAAGUUCAUGAGCCUGAGUGGUUGACUCUUGGGAGAAGGGCGUAUUUACUCUUAUAUUAUCUUC